AUGUCACCCGUAAGCGACCCACAGAUACAUCGCCCUAACUCUGUGGACCAGCGAUUGCUACGCCUCAUGAACGGGGGCGGCCGAAGAGAACUGGAAAAGGUUGAUGAAAGUGAAAGAUGCAUAAUUGGAGGAGAUAUGAAUGGCCAUGUUGGUAGCGCCAAUGGUAUCAUCAGUCGCAUACACGGAGGAAAUGCUUAUGGAAAUGGUGAUGAGGAUGGAGAGAAAGUAGUUGACAGAGCUUUAUCCUUUGAUAUGGUAAUAGGAAAUGCGAGAAACAUUAGGGAGAUUAAAAACUGCAAAGUAAUACCUGGAGAUCAUGUGACUGAGCAGCACCGCUUGGUUGUCAUUGAUGAUACCAUAGCUGCCUCGCAGAAGCAGAAAGGGGAAACUACAACUCAGAGAAGGAUAAAAUGGUUUAAACUGAAGGAAAAUGAUUUCCAACAAGAGUUCAAAGACCGAAUUCUAAGAGAGCUGAGGCACGAUAUGAUAGAUGUGAAUACCUGGUGGAAUGAUGCAAACAGUAUUAAAUUAAGAGCUGGAAAGGAAAUACUGGGUGAGAGUAGUGGAAAGAUAUGGGAAAAUAAGGAAAUUUGGUGGUUUAAUGAAGAAGUACAAGAGAAAGUGAGUACUAAGCAGCACUCUAAGAAGAAAGACAAGAAAAAAGGAGAAGAGGUGAAUGCUGCACUAAAGAAGAUGAAGAAUGGAAAAGCUACGGGACCCGAUGACAUACCAGUGGAAGUAUGGAAAGAAGAAGAAGUUGACACCUUGCAUGGAUUGAUAAAAGAGAUAAUGGAAAGGGAAGCAAUGCCAGAAAAGUGGAGAGAAAGUACUUUGAUACCAAUCUUUAAAGAGAAAGGAGAUAUUCAGAGUUGUGAGAACUAUCGGGGUAUUAAGCUGAUGCAAACCAUGGAGAAAUACCAGGAGAGGCAAAGAGUGCUGCAUAUGGCCUUCAUCGACUUAGAGAAAGCUUAUGACCGAGUACCACGCCAAGAAGUCUGGAGAGGGUUAUGA
Penaeus monodon (black tiger shrimp) is the source of this 1011-nucleotide messenger RNA. RefSeq lists its product as uncharacterized. The record is from RefSeq and is a predicted model, not a curated record. The transcript is spliced from 5 exons. Bases 1 to 1011 code for a protein of 336 amino acids. NCBI's taxonomy places the organism in Eukaryota, Metazoa, Arthropoda, Malacostraca, Decapoda, Penaeidae.